CUGAGAAGUGAAGUUGUAAAACCCUAAAGAGGAGAAGGGAGGAGGAGACAUACAGAAAGAGCAUAAUUCAUUCAGAAAAUGGCGGUUCCAGGGAGGCGCAAUGGUCUGAUGGACGACGGCGACGACAACGAAGACGACAACGCUCUCUUCGGCGAAGACAACCUCGUCGACCUCGACUCCGACACUCCUCCUCACCUCCGUGCCCUAGCCUCCGCCUCUCAGCUCGGCGACGUCCACGCCCUCCGCCUUGCUCUCGAUAGCUUAGAAGGCAGCAUUGAUCAACCUGUGGAGGAUGGAGACACCGCUUUGCACCUUUGCUGCCUUUAUGGGCAUCGGGAGUGUGUUCAGUUACUUGUAGAAAGGGGAGCAAACUUGGAGGCUAGGGACGAAGAUGGGGCGAUUUCUCUGCAUGAUGCUUGUGCAGGAGGAUACACUGAGAUAGUUCGAUUUCUAAUUAACAGCACAAACGAUGCCGAGCGCGUUAAGAGGAUGCUUGAAACGAUUGAUGCAGAGGGUGAUACCCCUCUCCAUCACGCAGCAAGAGGCGAGCAUCCUGAUGUUAUAAGAUUGCUGCUGGCUUCUGGUGCCCCUCCCACAACGGUAAACCUUUAUGGAAAGAUCCCGAGUGAGCUACCUGAACCGGGCUCGGAAGCUAAGAGAAUUCUAGAGGCUGCUACUAGUGCGGUGCCCAUCCAGUAGCGUUUGCUUGCUGAAUGUGUACAUUUUGUUCCUGUUCUGGAGCGCUUCUUUGUGGCAUCUUUGCUAGGUCAAUGACACCAAUGGUUGAAACUAGAAAGUAAGGGAAUCCUUUUUUUUUUUUGUUGUUGCAAUUUUCAGAAUGAAAAGGAAGAAAGAAUAGUGUAAGCUAUUGGUAUCAAGGGUUUGUUCUUUUGGAGUUUAACUUGAGUAUAAUUCUUGAGUUGAAUUUGAGUUAUAAUUUG
This is a messenger RNA of Morus notabilis, 941 nucleotides long. Its product is annotated as E3 ubiquitin-protein ligase mib1. The transcript is spliced from 6 exons. Gene Ontology annotation, molecular function: protein binding. Lineage: Eukaryota; Viridiplantae; Streptophyta; Magnoliopsida; Rosales; Moraceae. The coding region runs from base 79 to 699 and encodes 206 amino acids. The record is from RefSeq and is a predicted model, not a curated record. Gene Ontology annotation, biological process: protein ubiquitination; positive regulation of protein catabolic process.